Molecule: messenger RNA, 450 nt
Organism: Echinostoma caproni
Lineage: Eukaryota; Metazoa; Platyhelminthes; Trematoda; Plagiorchiida; Echinostomatidae
Source: the annotation of a GenBank genome assembly
AUGAAGGUACCUUGGCCGAACGCAUUCGCAGACGAUGUAGAGAAGUGGAUUCGCGAUUUUGAAUUAAUCGGACCAUGCAACGGCAUCAAAGAGAGUGCGCAUCUGGGCACAGCUUUGUGUGCACUGCUUUCCGGACGAGCGAGGGCUGCCUACGAUUUGAAUUCGGAAAGCAACCAAGCCCUCGAUUAUGAGAAUUUGAAAGCCGCGUUGGUGGCAAAGUUUUCAAAGGAUGGUGACCGCAAGAAGGCAAUGAACCGGUUUUACGCUGCGGAGUACAAUCAGACUGAGGACCCGCUGAUGCACUACCAACACAUAAAGCGACAAGUUUCUCUGGGCCUACCGGAGGAAAACAAUGAAACACGGGAGAGGCUUGCCAAAGAUCGGUUCAUACAAAGCAUGCCGGCACGGAUGAGAGACAAACAGGCUUGCGGUGGCAUGCGGGGUGAAUGA